Molecule: messenger RNA, 1197 nt
Organism: Arctia plantaginis
Lineage: Eukaryota; Metazoa; Arthropoda; Insecta; Lepidoptera; Erebidae
Source: the annotation of a GenBank genome assembly
AUGGCGAAUUUGUCGCUUCGGAUGUUAUACUUUUGUCUGUUUGCGGCUGUUCUUAUCAAUGGAUCGAAUUACAUUUUCAUGAGGAUCUUUUAUCCGGGUGGCAAAAGAAUCUCAAAUUAUUAUUAUCCUAAAACGGAAAGUGGUAUGGCAACGGACCGUUCUCUACUAUAUUCAGAAGUAUGGUUCAGAGGAUUCAGAUCGAAUUUUAAUAACGAGAUGAUCUCCACUAUCGAUCACCAUGAGAUUUUACACAACAAAAGUCUUAAUGCUACAGAGUUACAUGACGUGGUUGUUGAAGUCAGUCGUUGUCCAGUGUUACCUCCAGGAUUAGGUGAAGUUGACAUACAUUCGAAUCUAUUGGAUGAAAAACAAUCCGAUGUGAAACAUAGCAACGUAAAAGUUGGCGGUGUUUACCAACCAUCAACUUGCAAGGCAAGACAAAGCGCUGCAGUAAUUAUUGCUUAUAGAGGCUGUAGAAAAUAUCUCACUACGUUCUUGCUGUUUCUACAUCCACUUCUUAUUAAACAACAGUUAGAUUAUCAAAUCUUCGUUGUAGAACAAAGUAACAACAGCCAGCAUUUUAACCGUGGCAUGCUCCUGAACGUUGGGUUCGUGGAGGCUCAGAAGCAAAGAAAGAACGGAUGGGAUUGCAUAAUAUUCCACGAGGCUCAUAUAGUGCCCACCGACUCCCGCAAUUUAUACAGGUGUAGUUGGUAUCCACGACAGCUUGCGGCCCAUGUAGAGCGACGUGUCCUGGGCUCUUACGUCCCAAAAUUUGGAGGAGCGGUUGCCAUGACACCAGAGCAAUAUUCAAAAGUUAACGGAUUUUCUAAUAAAUACUGGGGAAAUGACGCAGACUUUGAAGAUUUAUAUAAUAGAGUGAUAAAUGCCAAUUACUUUAUCGAAACCACCUUACCAGUCUUGGGAAAAUAUAAAACAUUGGAAAAACAUACUGGUGCCGUUCGUGUUAAGUCAGAAUAUAUCGCUACUGUUUCUCCUUUAUAUUUACUAGAUGGUUUGACGUCAUUAUCAUAUAAAGUGGAAUUAUUUCAAGCAAAGCGUUUGUAUACAGAACUAAAAGUGAAUAUUUCUGAAACAAGUGACACUGAAAGCUAUAAACAAUAUCAUGACAAGAUCCUAAAUACAUCUUCUACACAAACGAUACAGAUAAAAGCUACAACUACGGCCAGUACAUAA